AUGCCCGCAGUCCCGAGUGAUAUCAAGCCCCUGUUGGAGAAGAAAGCGACCUUCGAGCAGGGUGUAGAACGCUUGAAGGAUCUACUGCCCACCUCGGGCGGAUCGGUGGUCGAUGAUCCGGCCUAUUCAGUGCUCCUUGCACGCGUCCACACCCUCCUCCAGAGCCGGUACAACUCCACCGCUUUCUGGGCGCGGGCACAGACUCUUUACCGCGCCGCGCUCGCGUCGGACAGGAGUGGGAACCUCGCCACCCAGCUGAGGGGGUACCUGGCGUCCUGUGCUGCGCACCUGGAGGACGAACCGGGCACAGCGACACUGGCUGCGGCGCCCCCGCCAUUUUCCUUCCAGGGCUUGCUGUCCCAUGCUGAGCCUGCAGCAGGGCCGGAAUCAAGUCCACAGAGUGCAGCGGCGCUCGAGGCUCUAAUGGCGCACCUGCAGCAGAUGCAGAAUGGGGCCCUGGGCGCCACCGUGGAGGGCCCGGAGCCACACCUCUUGGAUGCGGACCUCUUGCAGGCCCUGGAGGACAGCAUGGCUGACGUGCCGCGCGGCGCGCCCCCUACCAGCGCAACUGUGGUGCAGUCCCUGCCCAAGGAGGUCCUGACGCCAUCACGCUUGGUCGAGCUGGGCGGCGCCGGCACCCGUUGCCCUGUGUGCAUGGAGGAGCUGGAGGUGGAAGACACGGUGCAGGCCUUGCCGCACGAACUGCCAACCGAUGAUGCUCGGUACGAGAGGGAGCGGCAGGAAGCUGAAGACCAGAAAGGGGCCGCCAACGCCGUCAGUCACUCGGAGUUCAUGUACUUGUAG
Molecule: messenger RNA, 804 nt
Organism: Auxenochlorella protothecoides
Lineage: Eukaryota; Viridiplantae; Chlorophyta; Trebouxiophyceae; Chlorellales; Chlorellaceae
Product: E3 ubiquitin-protein ligase AIP2
Exons: 3
Coding region: 1-804 (267 amino acids)
Source: RefSeq, a predicted model, not a curated record